Molecule: messenger RNA, 3708 nt
Organism: Closterium sp. Naga37s-1
Lineage: Eukaryota; Viridiplantae; Streptophyta; Zygnematophyceae; Desmidiales; Closteriaceae
Source: the annotation of a GenBank genome assembly
UUGCCUGCUGAGAAGCACCUUCUAGGAGCUGGGGGCGCUGCUUUCGCUGCUGCUGCUGCUGCUGCUGCUGCUUCUAAGAAAGAGGAGAAUGGCAAAGGGGGGGAGACGGACAAGCAAGAGACGAGCAAACCUGAGAAGCAGGAGGCGGGCAGCGAGAGAAAAGCCGAGAAAGAGAAGGAGCGGAAGGGGAAAAGCCGGGAGGAGCAGAAGCAGGAGAAGACGGGAGCUGAGCGGGAGGAGGAGGAGGAAGAGGAGGUGCGGAUGUGCUACAGGCGGCAGCAGUUUGUGUAUGACGAGGGGGAGAGGGCAUUCAAGAAGCUAAGGUUUCCGUCCAAGGAGACGUUUGGGGCGUACGUGCAGUGGAAGGGGUAUGGCACGCCUGCUAAGGUGGAAGCUGCUCGCCACCGAUGGGGCCGCAACGCGUUUGAGUUCCCAGCGCCCACCUUCCUCGCUCUCUUCAAGGAGCAGUGCUCGGAGCCGUUCUUUGUCUUCCAGGUGUUCUGUGUAGCGCUGUGGUGCAUGGACGAGUACUGGUACUACUCCAUCUUCACGCUCUUCAUGCUGCUCGUCUUCGAGUCCACCGUCGUCGCCAGCCGCCUGCGCACGCUCAGUGAGCUGCGCCGCGUGCGCGUGGACACACAGGGCAUUCUCGUGCAUCGCGAGGGCAAGUGGGUGACCCUAACAGGGCCUGAUCUCGUGCCUGGAGACAUUGUCUCUAUCGGUCGCUCUGCUGCUGCUCACACUUCAGCUGGAAAGGGCAAAGCAGGGGGAGGGGGAGCGGCAGGAGGGGCAGCAGCGGCGGUGGAGGACCGAACAGUGCCGGCGGAUCUGCUGCUGCUGGCGGGGACUGUGAUUGCCAACGAGGCGAUUCUCACGGGCGAGAGCACCCCGCAGUGGAAGACGCCAGCAUCAACGCGGGAGGGCAGUGAGCGGGUGUCAGUGCGGCGGGACAAGGCACACGUGCUGUUCUCAGGGACUAAGAUUCUGCAGCACACGCCUGACAAGACAGCAGCAAUCAGAGCACCAGAUGGGGGCUGUGUGGCGGUGGUGCUGCGAACGGGCUUUGACACGAGCCAGGGCAAGCUCAUGCGCACCAUCCUCUUCUCCACCGACCGCGUGACGGCAAACAGUGCAGAGAGUGGCCUCUUCAUCCUCUUCCUCGUCGUCUUUGCCAUCGUUGCUGCCGGCUAUGUGCUCUACAAGGGUUUGGAGGACCCACACCGCAGUCGCUACAAGCUGUUUCUCAACUGUUCGCUCAUCAUCACGUCUGUCAUCCCACCCGAGCUGCCCAUGGAGCUCUCCAUCGCCGUCAACACCUCCCUCAUCGCUCUUGUUAGACAGGGCAUCUACUGCACCGAGCCGUUCCGAAUCCCGUUCGCUGGCAAGGUGGACAUCUGCUGUUUCGACAAGACUGGCACGCUCACUUCAGAUGACAUGGAAUUCCGUGGAGUGGUGGGGGCGGAGGGAGGGGGGUCCUUGGAUCUGUCAACGGACUGCCAUCGCUUCCCCCUGCCCACACUGCUCACUCUCGCCGCCUGCCACUCACUCGUCUUUGUCGACAACAAACUGGUGGGGGACCCGUUGGAGAAGGCAGCGUUGACUGGCGUUGACUGGGGCUUCAGUGCAGAAGAGAAGGCACACUCUAGAAAGGGGCAGCACCACGAGGCGAGCAUCAUAUGCCGGCACCACUUUGCAUCGCACCUCAAGCGCAUGGCAGUGAUUGCACGCGUGGACAGCGACCCUGGCUUCAUGGUUCUCGUCAAGGGAGCCCCUGAGACGAUAAUGGAGCGGUUGGGAGAGGUGCCAAUGGGGUACAGUGCGGCGUACAAGCAGUUCACUCGCCAGGGGGCGCGUGUGCUCGCCCUGGCAUACAAGCAACUGCCUGAUAUGACGGUGACAGAGGCGAGGGCUCUGGAGCGUGACGAUGUGGAGAGUGCCCUCACAUUCGCUGGCUUCGCGGUCUUCGCAUGCCCCAUCCGCUCUGACUCCGCCUCUGUGCUUGCAGAGCUGCGCUCCUCCUCCCAUGACCUGGUGAUGAUCACAGGAGAUCAGGCGCUGACAGCGUGUCACGUGGCAGGGCAGGUGAACAUAGUGACUCGCCCUGUGCUCGUUCUCACUCCCUCUGCUGACGGGGGAUUCAACUGGCUGUCGCCUGAUGAAGUCACCUGCAUGCCCUACAGCGAGGAGGAGGUGCAGCGGGUGAGUGAGGAGUACGACCUGUGUGUGGCGGGCGACGGGAUCGCCAUGCUGCAGCGCUGCAACGCCCUCUCCCUCGUCGUGCCGCGCACACAGGUGUUUGCGCGGGUGUCACCGGAGCAGAAGGAGGUGAUUCUAGCAACGCUCAAGGACGUGGGGCGGGUGACGCUCAUGUGUGGCGACGGCACCAACGACGUGGGUGCUCUCAAGCGGGCAGACGUGGGUGUUGCUCUGCUCAACGCUGUCCCGCCUGCUCCUGCUGGCAAGAAGAGCACCGGGGAUGCUGCUGCAGGGGCCGCGAAGCACAAGAGGAGGCCAGGGCAACCCCACGCCACAGCAGCCAUAGGAGGUUCUGCAGGAGCCACCGCAGGCGGCUCCCUCGCUUCUGCCGCAGCAGGCAGCACCACCGCCGCUGCAUCAUCAGCAGCAGCAGGGCCAGGAGGGGUGGUUAACCCACGCCUCUCCGCGCGUGAGAUGCACCAGCGGAAGGUGAAAGAGCAGCAGGAGAAGCUGCAGAAGCUGAUGAAAGAGCUCGAGGACGGAGGGGACGGGCGCGCACCGGUGGUAAAGCUCGGAGACGCAUCCAUGGCCUCUCCAUUCACAGCCAAGCACGCCUCCGUGAAACCCACCCGGGACAUCCUCCGCCAGGGCCGCGCAACGCUGGUUACCACGUUACAGAUGUUCAAGAUCCUCGGUCUCAACUGCCUCGCGACAGCCUAUGUCAUGUCUGUGAUGUACCUUGAUGGGGUGAAGCUCGGCGACACUCAAGCGACGAUCAGCGGCGUGUUCACAGCAGCCUUCUUCCUCUUUCUUUCCCAAGCCAAGCCUCUCGACACGCUUUCGAAGGAGCGCCCGCACCCGAAGGUCUUCUCAGCCUACGUUCUCAUUUCCAUCCUCGGACAAUUCGCCAUCCACAUCACGUUCCUCAUAACAGCCGUGUCCUGGGCGCAGACCUUCAUGCCAGAGGAAUGCAUUGAACCGGACUCCACUUUCUCUCCGAACCUCGUCAACACGGUAUCCUACAUGGCGAAUAUGAUGAUCCAGGUCGCGACGUUCGCAGUGAAUUACAUCGGGCAUCCGUUCAACCAGAGCAUCCGGGAGAAUACGCAGUUCUUCUACGCACUCUCGGCCGCGGCGGUGUUUUUCACAGUGGUCGCGUCGGACACGAUCCGAGAGCUGAACGACUCCCUGGAGCUGGUGAAGCUGCCGCAGCCGCUGGGAGUGUCGCUGCUCGGCAUGGCUGCGGUCAUGUUUGUGGGGUGCUAUGCGUGGGAGCGGCUGCUGCGCUGGUGCUUCCCGGUUCGGGCUGUGGUGCUGCGUGGUUCUGGCAGGGCUGGGCGCGUGGGUGGGAAGGCUUUGGGUGAUGGUGGUGCUGGUGGUGUGGGUGGCGGUGAAAAGGGGACGGGGGCGCUAGUCAAGGCCGCUAGUCAUGCUCCUCCUAGCAACCACUUGAAGCUUAGGCGUCAUCCCUUCGUUUCUCCUGCUACCUAUGCGCCGUCUACUCGUACAUAG